Acaulospora morrowiae is the source of this 936-nucleotide messenger RNA. NCBI's taxonomy places the organism in Eukaryota, Fungi, Glomeromycota, Glomeromycetes, Diversisporales, Acaulosporaceae. The record is from the annotation of a GenBank genome assembly.
AUGACAUUCAAAUUCGAAGAUAUUCCAGACCUCACCGGAAAAGUAUCGAUUGUAACUGGCGCCAAUACGGGCAUUGGAUUUAUUACUGCUAGAGAGCUAGCUCGUAAGAAUUCUCACGUGUUCGUUGCGGGUCGAGACAAAGAGAGAUGUGAAACUGCCGUAGAUAAGAUAAAAGAUGAGACGGGCAAUAAUAAUGUCGAAUAUCUACCGUUAGACUUGCAAAGUUUAAGGUCGGUUAAGAAGGCAGCGGAAUCGUUUUUAAAUCGAAAGUUACCUUUGCACAUUCUUAUUAAUAAUGCUGCAAUAAUGACGACGCCGUUUUCUUUGACAGUUGAAGGUAUCAUGGACCAAUUUGGAAUUAAUCACAUUGGUCAUUUUUACUUUACGAAAUUACUUUUACCUACAAUUGAAUCGUCGGCACCUUCUCGAAUUGUUAACAUUAGCAGCAAAGGCCACACACGCGCACCUGAUUGCGGCAUAGAUUUUGAAAACUUGAAUAAUCCUGAAGCGUACGGUCCAAUGUCGCGAUACGCUCAAUCAAAACUGGCGAAUAUUUUGUUCUCGUUAGAACUUAAUAAAAGGCUCGCAGGCAAAGAAGUUUACGUGAAUUCUGUUCACCCAGGCAUUGUAAAAACCGAAUUAACCCGCAGUGUGGAUAAAGCUUGGGGUAUAUGGACAAAACCACUCGUCGGACUUGCUAAAUUGUUAUUCUUUGUUUCUCCCGACAACGGUGCGUUGACACAACUUUAUUGCGCGACGAGUCCUGAAAUUGUUGAAAAGAACCUGCGUGCAAAGUAUUUCGUACCGUAUGCACAAUUGGAAGAGCCUACUGUACAGGCAAAAGAUGAGGAAUUGGCUCGUAAGUUAUGGGAAUUUUCCGAAAAUUUUGUUAAUGAAAGAUUGAAGAAGAUUGAAGAGGAAGAUAAGGCAAAAUAA